Messenger RNA from Heterocephalus glaber (naked mole-rat), 7702 nucleotides. RefSeq names its product tenascin C (gene Tnc). Gene Ontology annotation, molecular function: protein binding. The record is from RefSeq and is a predicted model, not a curated record. Gene Ontology annotation, biological process: regulation of cell adhesion. Gene Ontology annotation, cellular component: perisynaptic extracellular matrix. NCBI's taxonomy places the organism in Eukaryota, Metazoa, Chordata, Mammalia, Rodentia, Bathyergidae.
GAAAAAGUGGGGAAGGAUGUCUGGAGGCGAGGCGUCCCAUUACAGAGCGAGGAGCCUGCUAUAUAAGCCAGCCAAAGCUGGCUGCUCUGGCCACAGCCUGCCUACUGUCACACGCUCUCCCGCGCGCGGACACACGCGCCUGCCUGGGGCUGCACAAAGACAGCGAGACACGGAGGCCGGGACAGCGCACGUGGGAACCCGCUGCUGCUCCCCGCCGGUCCACGCUGCCUGGAGCCUGUGCGCGCCCGGUCCUAGGUCUCUCCCACUGGGGACAGGUUUUGUUGCCCCGAGUCCCUCAAGUUUUUCACAGGCUUUCUGCCAUCAUGAAGGAGAAAAUCAUUCUUUCAAGAAGACUGAAGACAACUGAUUUGGAUUCUACCCUGCACUUCUAAUUUCCAAAUUAGUACGAGAGUAAGACAUCCCAGAACCCUAGAAACACCCAGCCAAACCCACCUCCACCAUGGGGGCCUUGACUCGGCUGUUGCUGGGACUCUUCCUGGCUUUACUUGCCCUCUCUUCUGAAGGCGGGGUCCUCAAGAAAGUCAUCAGGCACAAGCGACAGAGUGGGGUGAACAUCACCUUGCCAGAGGAGAAUCAGCCAGUGGUGUUUAACCAUGUGUACAACAUCAAGCUGCCCUUGGGCUCUCAGUGUUCUGUGGAUCUGGAAUCAACCAGUGGGGAGAAAGACCUGGCCCCUCCAUCCGAGCCCAGUGAAAGCUUCCAGGAGCACACAGUGGAUGGGGAAAAUCAAAUCGUCUUCACGCACCGCAUCAACAUCCCCCGCCAGGCCUGUGGCUGUGCUGCUGCUCCAGAUGUCAAAGAGCUCCUGAGCAGGCUGGAGGAGCUGGAGCUCCUGGUGUCCUCCCUGCGGGAGCAGUGCACCAUGGGAACAGGCUGCUGUCUCCAGCCUGCUGAAGGCCGCCUGGACACCAGGCCCUUCUGCAGUGGCCGAGGCAACUUCAGCACUGAAGGGUGUGGCUGCAUUUGUGAACCCGGCUGGAAAGGCCCCAACUGCUCAGAGCCUGAGUGCCCCGGCAACUGUAACCUGCAUGGUCAGUGCCUCGAGGGACAGUGCAUCUGUGAUGAAGGCUUCACGGGGGAGGACUGCAGCCAGCUGGCCUGCCCCAGUGACUGCAAUGACCAGGGGAGGUGUGUGAACGGGGUCUGUGUCUGCUUUGAAGGCUACGCGGGGACUGACUGCAGCCAGGAGGUCUGUCCCGUGCCCUGCAGCGAGGAGCAUGGCAGGUGUGUGGACGGCCAAUGUGUGUGCCAGGAAGGCUUUGCAGGAGAGGACUGCAACGAGCCCCUCUGUCUCAACAACUGCUAUAACCGUGGGCGCUGCGUGGAGAACGAGUGUGUGUGUGACGAGGGCUUCACAGGUGAGGACUGCAGUGAGCUCGUCUGUCCCAAUGACUGCUUUGACCGGGGCCGCUGCCUCAACGGCACCUGCCACUGUGAAGAGGGCUUCACGGGCGAGGACUGCGGCACGCUCACCUGCCCCAACAACUGCCAGGGCCGGGGCCAGUGUGAGGAAGGCCAGUGCGUGUGCGACGAAGGCUUUGCGGGUGCCGACUGCAGCGAGAGGAGGUGUCCUGCCGACUGUCACAACCGAGGACGCUGCGUUCACGGGCAGUGCGAGUGUGAUGACGGAUUCACGGGAGCGGACUGUGGGGAGCUCAAGUGCCCCAGUGGAUGCAGUGGCCACGGGCGCUGCGUCAACGGCCAGUGUGUGUGCGACGAAGGCUACACAGGGGAGGACUGUAGCUGGCAGCGGUGCCCCAGUGACUGCCACAGCAGGGGCCUCUGCAUAGAGGGCAAGUGUGUGUGCGAGCCAGGCUUCAAGGGCUACGACUGCAGUGACAUGAGCUGCCCCAACGACUGUCACCAGCAUGGUCGCUGUGUGAACGGCAUGUGUGUCUGUGAUGACGGCUACACAGGGGAAGACUGCCGGGACCGCCGCUGUCCCCAAGACUGCAGCCAGCGGGGCCGCUGUGUGGACGGGCAGUGUGUGUGCGAAGACGGCUUCACCGGCCCCGACUGUGCGGAGUUGUCCUGUCCCAACGACUGCCACGGCCAGGGCCGCUGCGUGAACGGCCAGUGCGUGUGCCAUGAGGGCUUCACCGGCAAAGACUGCAAAGAGCGAAGGUGUCCUGGUGACUGCCACGGCCAGGGCCGCUGUGUGGACGGCCAGUGUGUGUGCCACGAGGGCUUCACGGGCAUGGACUGUGGGCAGCGCUCCUGUCCCAAUGACUGCAGCAGCUCGGGACAGUGUGUUUCAGGUCGCUGCAUCUGCCGUGAGGGCUCCACCGGGGAUGACUGCUCAGAGGUGUCCCCUCCCAAAGACCUCAUCGUGACAGAAGUGACAGAAGAGACCGUAAACCUGGCAUGGAACAAUGAGAUGCGAGUCACAGAGUACCUCAUUGUGUACACACCCACCCACGCCAAUGGCCUGGAAAUGCAGUUCCGGGUUCCUGGGGACCAGACAUCCACUGUCAUCCGGGAGCUGGAGCCUGGUGUGGAGUACUUUAUCCGAGUGUUUGCCAUCCUGGAGAACAAGAGGAGCAUCCCUGUCAGUGCCAGGGUUGCCACCUACCUGCCAGCACCUGAAGGCCUAAAAUUCAAGUCCAUCAAGGAGACAUCUGUGGAAGUGGAGUGGGACCCUCUAGACAUUGCUUUUGAAACAUGGGAGAUCAUCUUCCGGAAUAUGAACAAAGAAGAUGAGGGAGAAAUCACCAAAAGCCUGAGGAGGCCAGAGACCUCCUACCAGCAAACUGGUCUGGCCCCUGGGCAGGAAUAUGAGAUAUCUCUGCACAUCGUGAAAAACAACACCCGGGGCCCAGGCCUGAAAAGGGUGACCACCACCCGCUUGGAUGCCCCCAGCCAGAUAGAGGUGAAAGAUGUCACAGACACCACAGCACUCGUCACCUGGUUCAAACCCCUGGCUGAGAUUGACGGCAUGGAGCUCUCCUAUGGCAUCAAAGACGUGCCGGGUGACCGCACCACCAUCGACCUCACCCACGAUGAGAACCAGUACUCCAUCGGGAACCUGAAGCCUGACACCCAGUACGAGGUGUCCCUCAUCUCUCGCAGGGGCGACAUGUCCAGCAACCCAGCCAAAGAAACCUUCACAACAGGCCUGGAUGCACCUAGGAAUCUCCGGCGCACCUCCCAGACCGACAGCAGCCUCACCUUGGAAUGGAGAAACGUCAAGACAGCCAUUGACAGCUACAGAAUCAAGUAUGCACCCAUCUCUGGUGGCGACCAUGCCGAAGUCGAUGUUCCAAAGAGUCAACAAGCCACAACCAAAACCACACUCACAGGUCUGAGGCCAGGAACUGAGUAUGGUAUUGGAGUCUCUGCUGUGAAGGACGACAGGGAGAGUGAUCCAGCGACUAUCAACGCUGCAACAGAAAUUGACGCACCCAAGGACCUUCAGGUUUCUGAAAUCACAGAGAACAGCCUGACCCUGCUGUGGAAGACACCAGCAGCCAAGUUUGACCGAUACCGCCUCAACUACAGCCUCCCCACAGGCCAGUCAGUGGAGGACCAGCUGCCCCGAGACACCACCUCCUAUGUGCUACGAGGCCUGGAGCCCGGCCAGGAGUACACCGUCCUCCUCACGGCUGAGAAGGGCAGGCACAAGAGCAAGCCAGCCCUCGUGAAGGCUGCCACCGAACAUGUCCCCGAACUGGAAAAUCUCAUCGUGACUAAGGUUGGCUGGAAUGGCCUCAGACUCAACUGGACCGCUGCUGACCAGCCAUAUGAGCACUUUGUCAUUCAGGUGCAGGAGGCCAACAAGGUGGAGGCCACUCACAACCUCACGGUGCCUGGCAGCCUCCGGGCUGUGGACCUUCCAGGUCUCAAGGCCGGCACCCCGUAUACAGUCUCCAUCUAUGGGGUGAUCGGGGGCUAUAGAACGCCGGUGCUCUCUGCUGAGGCCUCCACAGGGGAAACUCCCAACUUGGGAGAGAUCACGGUGGCCGAGGUGGGCUGGGAUGCCCUCAAGCUCAACUGGACUGCUCCUGAAGGGGCCUUUGAGCACUUUCUCAUUCAGGUGCAGGAGGCUGACACAGUAACAGCAGUCCAGAACCUCACAGUCCCAGGAAACCUGAGGUCCGUGGACCUGCCAGGGCUCAAAGCAGCCACUCACUAUAGAGUCACCAUCUGUGGGGUCUCUCGGGACUUCAGUACAACCCCUCUCUCUGCUGAAGUCUGGACAGAGGAAUUCCCCCAGCUGGAACACUUAGCUAUGACUGAGGUUGGCUGGGAUGGCCUCAAACUCAACUGGACCGCUGCUGACCAGCCAUAUGAGCACUUUGUCAUUCAGGUGCAGGAGGCCAACAAGGUGGAGGCCACUCACAACCUCACGGUGCCUGGCAGCCUCCGGGCUGUGGACCUUCCAGGUCUCAAGGCCGGCACCCCGUAUACAGUCUCCAUCUAUGGGGUGAUCGGGGGCUAUAGAACGCCGGUGCUCUCUGCUGAGGCCUCCACAGCCAAAGAACCUGAAAUUGGAAACUUAAAUGUUUCUGACAUAACUCCCAAGAGCUUCAAUCUCUCCUGGACAGCUGCUGAUGGGAUCUUCGAGACCUUUACCAUUGAAAUUAUUGAUUCCAAUAGGUUGCUGCAGAUGGUGGAAUAUAACAUAUCUGGUGCUGAACGAACUGCCCACAUCUCAGGGCUCCCCCCUAGUACUGAUUUCAUUAUCUACCUCUCUGGACUUGCUCCCAGCAUCCGGACCAAAACCAUCAGUGCCACAGCCACCACAGUAGCCGAACCUCUCCUUAGCCACCUCACUGUCUCAAAUGUGACCUGGGGAAGUGUGGCCAUCUCCUGGCAAGCUUGGGAGGCUGCCUUUGAUAGCUUUCUUGUAGAAGUUAGUGAUUCUGACCACCCCCAGGAGACAGUGUCACACUUCCUGCCUGGGGUGUCCCGCAGCUUUGUCAUCACCAACCUCCAAGCUUCUUCUCAUUACACUGUCCAUCUCCAUGGACUAAUUGGAGAGCAGCCUUCUCAGACCCUGAUGGUCCAGGCAACCACAGACUCAGAGCCACAGCUGGGCACGCUAAUCCUUAGCAGUGUUACUCCUGACAGCUUCAACGUGUCAUGGACCACUCAAGCUGGGCUUUUUGCAAAGAUUGUUAUCAAUGUGAGCGAUGUUCACUCACUGCAUGAGUCCCAGCAACUCACGGUCCCAGGGGAUGCACAGCAAGCUCACGUCACAGGCUUGGUGGAUGAUACCGGCUAUAACGUUAGUGUGGCAGGGACCACCUGGGCCGGUGAGCCCUCCAGGCCCCUCACUGCCUUUGUCGUUACAGAGGCCUUGCCCCUUCUGGAAAAUUUAACCAUUUUCAACAUUAAUCCCUACGGGUUCACAGUUUCCUGGAUGGCAUCGGAGAAUGCCUUUGACAGCUUUCUAGUAGCGGUGGUGGAUUCUGGGAAGCUGCUGGACCCCCAGGAAUUCACACUUUCAGGAACCCAGAGGAAGCUGGAGCUUAGAGGGCUCAUAACUGGCAUUGGCUAUGAGGUUAUGGUCUCUGGCUUCACCCAAGGGCACCAAACCAAGCCCUUGAGGGCUGAGAUUAUUACAGAAGCUGAACCGGAAGUUGACAACCUUCUGGUUUCAGAUGCCACCCCAGACAGCUUCCGUCUGUCCUGGACAGCUGAUGAAGGGAUGUUCGACAGUUUUGUUCUCAAAAUCAGAGAUACCAAAAAGCAGUCUGAACCACAGGAAAUAAUCCUCCAUUCCCCAGAACGUACCAAGGACAUAACAAAUCUCAGAGAGGCCACUGAAUACAAAAUUGAACUCUACGGAAUACGCAAUGGAAGGCGAUCCCAGCCAGUCAGUGCCAUAGCAACAACAGCCAUGGGCUCUCCAAAGGAACUCAUUUUCUCAGACAUCACUGAGAAUGCAGCCACUGUCAGCUGGAAGGCACCCACUUCGCAGGUGGAGAGCUUCCGGAUUACCUAUGUGCCCAUGAGUGGAGGGACGCCCUCCAUGGUGACAGUAGAUGGAACCACAACGGAGGCCAGGCUGGGGCAGCUCAUCCCCGGGAUGGAGUACCUCGUCAGUGCCAUUGCCAUGAAGGGCUUUGAGGAGAGCGAACCUGUGUCAGGGUCUCUCACCACAGCUCUGGAUGGCCCUUCCAGCCUGGUGACAGCUAACAUCACGGACACUGAAGCCUUGGCCAUGUGGCAGCCAGCCAUAGCCACUGUGGAUAGUUACAUCAUCUCCUACACAGGGGAGAGAGUGCCAGAAAUUACACGCACAGUGUCCGGGAACACAGUGGAGUAUGCUUUGACUGACCUUGAGCCUGCUACGGAAUACACCCUGAGAAUCUUUGCAGAGAAAGGACCCCUGAAGAGCUCCACCAUCACUACCAGGUUCACUACAGACCUGGAUUCUCCAAGAGAUUUGACUGCUGCUGAGGUUCAAUCAGAAACUGCCCUCCUCACCUGGCGACCUCCCCGGGCAUCAGUCACUGGCUACCUCCUGGUUUAUGAAUCCCUGGAUGGUACAGUCAAGGAAGUCAUCCUGGGCCCAGACACCACCUCCUACAGCCUGGCAGACCUGAGUCCAUCCACCCACUACACAGCCAGGAUCCAGGCACUGAGUGGAGCCCUGAGGAGCAAGCUGAUCCAAACCGUCUUCACCACAAUUGGGCUCCUGUACCCAUUCCCCAAGGAUUGCUCCCAAGCAAUGCUGAAUGGAGACACGACCUCUGGCCUCUACACCAUUUACCUGAACAAUGAUAAGGCCCAGGCUCUGGAAGUCUUCUGUGACAUGACCGCUGAUGGGGGUGGCUGGAUUGUGUUCCUGAGACGCAAAAAUGGGCGUGAGGACUUCUAUCGAAACUGGAGAGCCUAUGCUGCCGGAUUUGGGGACCACAGAGAAGAAUUCUGGCUUGGGCUGGAUAACCUAAGCAAAAUCACAGCCCAAGGACAAUAUGAGCUCCGUGUGGAUCUGCAAGACCAUGGGGAGACAGCCUACGCUGUUUACGACAAGUUCAGUGUGGGAGACGCCAAGACUAGAUACAGGCUGAAGGUGGAAGGAUACAGUGGGACCGCAGGUGACUCCAUGGCCUACCACAAUGGCAGAUCUUUCUCCACCUAUGACAAGGACACAGACUCAGCCAUCACCAACUGUGCCCUGUCCUACAAAGGAGCUUUCUGGUAUAAGAACUGUCACCGUGUCAACUUGAUGGGGAGAUAUGGGGACAACAACCACAGUCAGGGAGUUAACUGGUUCCACUGGAAGGGCCACGAAUACUCGAUCCAGUUUGCAGAGAUGAAGCUAAGACCCAGCAACUUCAGAAAUCUAGAAAGCAGACGCAAACGGGCAUAAACUCCAGGGACAACUGGGUGAGAGAGCAGAAGGCCCCAGAGAAAGGAAAGGAUUUUACCAAAGCAUCAGUCUACCCAGUCCAGCCACCUGGUCUCACUUGGACAUUGGGCAAGAGUCAAGACUGACCCCGGGCCGUGGGAUCUGCAUCACAAACUCUGUGGCCACUUCCUUCACGCCAAAGACAGCAGGCUUCUGUUUUGUUCUUUGACUCAGCAAAAUCUUUCCAGUGACAACAACAUGAUAGUUUUUACUUCUUUUGGGUGGCUCUGGGAAUGGGAGAAGGGAGGACUGUACAGUGGUAGUUUUAGAGCCAGCUGUAUUUUAAACAAAGCUAUCUAAUUAAUUGUCAUAAUUUUGGUU